AUGAGUGGUACUGAGAAGGAGAUCGAAGACGAAGAUCUUCCGAUGCCUCAUGUCAAGAAGUCCGGAUUGUCUCAUCUGGAGAAGGGGAUAGAGCGUGGAGGGCAGCGGAUUCGAACGGCUCUCCAUGGAAUAUCGAGGAGCAACCCGUCCAAGGACUACGAGGUUCUUGUCCCAGAAGGUAGCGACGGAUACAGGCUGCCGCAGAAGCCAACAGUGAGCGAUUACAUCUUACACCCGUACAGAGGUUUCAAACACUUUGCCGGUCAACUCGUUGCCAACUUUGGCUGGAAGUUUUGUACGAUGAUUGUAUGCAACUACCUCGCAGUCAAGGGCCUCCUCCUUUCCGCCAUGGGGCUGGUGCGCUUGUCCUACUGCAAGAAGACGCUGGGGAUAGACGGGGCUGCCUGCCAGACUGUCGCCGCCAUCUCCUCUACUCCAUGGGCGAUCAAGGGAGCGAUCGGUGUCGUCUCCGACGCGUACCCCCUCCUGGGCUAUCACAAGUCAAGUUACAUCAUCCUGCUCUCUGUCGUCGGGACGUUUGCCUUCUUUCUCCUCGCCUCCCUCUCCAUCCGCUCCCCUAUGGUCGCAGCCGCUCUCUUCUUCCUGGCCAACUUCCAGAUCGCUACAGCCGACCUCCUCUGCGAGGGCAAGUACGCCUCCCUGAUGCAGGCGAAGCCGCAAACAGGCUCGUCCAUGGUGUCGCUGGUGUGGGGGUGCUUCCAGCUGGGGUCGCUCGUCGCCGCUCUCAUUGUGGGGCCCAUCGCCGACAACUUCGACCCCCAGAUCAUCUUCUGGUUGUGCAUUCCUCUCGCCGCCAGCAUCAUCCUUCCUACUUCCCUCGGGUUCUUGCAAGAUCAGAAAGUUGCUCCGGAGAAGCGAGGAGUAGAUUGGAGCUUGCUCAAGAAGCAUCCCUACAUCAUCAGCUACUGCAUGAUCAUGGCGCUUGCGGCGCUAGGGAACGGAUUGAUCGACACUUUGUACUUCGACUCUCAUCUCCUGCAGCUCAUCUACUCGCUCUUUUGUAUGCUCUUGCUCUCAGUCCUGGCGUUCCUGUGGCUGCCUCCCAUGCUAGCGAAGUGCAACUUCUACAUGUUCUUGUCUUCAGUUCUCUAUGUCAACAUAGGAGGCGCGCAAGACUUCUGGUUUACAGCAGACGAGCAGUGUGUGCCGGGAGGGCCGGCGUUCGACUAUACGUACUACAACACUUACACGUGGGUGGUGGGAGCUUGUACAGGAUGGGUCGGAAUCGUCUUGUUUCAGAUAGUUGCCUCUGCCUUCGACCUUCUCAUCAUCGCACGAUGGAACAAGUCGAUCAACGUCAGCGACAAGGUCUUCUACAUGUUCGGAGAUGCCGUCAUCGGCCCAGCCGUCGGGAUGUUUGCGGCCAUGCCAGCUCUGGUCUUGACGUCGAAGCUCGUUCCAAAGCUUACAGCUGGUCAGGGGCUGGAGUCAACUGUGUAUGCUCUGCUAGCUGGGUUUCAGAACUUCGGAGGAGUCGUCUCAUCGCAGAUCGGCAUCUAUGCCAUUCAGGUACUCGUGUGCCACUGCCUCCUGCCCCUCAUCGCCGUUCCCCUCACCUUUCUGCUCAUCCCCAACAAGCUCAUGACCGACAAUAUCCUCGACGAGCAGCAGGAGAGGUCGGACCCCGAGGACGAAUGUAUCGAGCUUACAACAGCACACUUGUCCUUUGGAGCCAACGUAGACGAGAGCAGCACAACAGACAAGCCAAUGCAGGAGCCUGCACGACGGCAAUAAUGCUCACACAGUUGCAAGCAUCUCACUUCAACGAUACACAACAUGACACGUCGGUCGACUCGUAGCUCCCGCUCAAGGCAGCAGCGACAUCAUCUCUUCUGCAAGCUCGAGCGGGAAGUCAUCGGGCAGCUCGAAGAAACCGAGCUUGGAAUACUGGAGCAAGCGCCGGAAUUCGCCGCUGCAAGUGACUAGAGUCUCUUUCUUCUCCUCCUCGGACAUGUCCGAUACCUCUUUUAACUGCAUCAGGGCCGUUAGAGCCUCCCAGCAGAAUCAUCAUCAUCAUCAUCAUCAUCAUCAGCAGCAGCAG
Guillardia theta CCMP2712 is the source of this 2062-nucleotide messenger RNA. RefSeq lists its product as hypothetical. The coding region runs from base 1 to 1755 and encodes 584 amino acids. Lineage: Eukaryota; Cryptophyceae; Pyrenomonadales; Geminigeraceae. The record is from RefSeq and is a predicted model, not a curated record. The transcript has 12 exons.